Molecule: messenger RNA, 22565 nt
Organism: Peromyscus californicus insignis
Lineage: Eukaryota; Metazoa; Chordata; Mammalia; Rodentia; Cricetidae
Product: zinc finger X-linked protein ZXDB-like
Exons: 2
Coding region: 452-3076 (874 amino acids)
Biological process (GO): regulation of transcription by RNA polymerase II
Cellular component (GO): nucleus
Molecular function (GO): transcription coregulator activity
Source: RefSeq, a predicted model, not a curated record
AGCGGGCAUCUGCACCAGAAACGGUAGCGUUAAGGAAGUUUAUUUAGUGCGGGCAACAUAGUUUCCCCUGUCCCAAGUUUUGUCCUCCGCCCAGCAGUAAACAACUUCCAACACUUGAGAAGUGCCAGGGAACACGCUCAGCUCCCGGGGAGGCCGCGAUAGGUUUAUUUGCUCCCCACAGUGAGGUAGGAAUUCAAGUUGUUUUCAUUGGCUAGGUGUCUAGGGGCCUCAGCAGCCUUCUGGACCAACUGUCAUUCUCCUGCCUUCAGUUCGGAAGCCCUCGAUUACUUUGUAACAAAAGUGUGCAAGUUAUUUCUCCGCAUCAGACUCUGCCUCUGGGCUGUCUCUCCCGUUCCAGAGCCACGGAACGUGUUCGGGCCCGCGGCAGGGGGCGGGGGUCGCGCCUCCGCCUCGGCUCUGGUUCCAGCCGAGCCUCACUGACGCCGCCGAGAUGGAAAUCCCGAGGCUGCUCCCCGCUCGCGGGACACCACAGGGCGGCGGCGGCGGCGGCUGCUGCCCCGCGGGUGGCGGCGGGGUCCACCGAGCCCCGGACUCUCUGGCUUGUCAGGCCCCCACGCGCCGCCUCCUACUGCUCCGGGGGGCCCAAGAUGGCGGGCCGGGGCCGCGGAGCGCAGAGGCCCAGAGGGCCUCACGGGGCCUGGGCCCGAGCCCCAGCACGAACCGGUUGGCGCCCAGGCCGGAUCACCCGAGCCGCGGCGACGGCGACGGCGGCGGCGGCGGCGGCGGAGGAGGAGGAGGAGGAGGAGGAGGCGGAGGCGGCGGCAGAGGAGGAGGCGGCGGCGGCGGCGGCGGCGGCGGCGACGGCGACGACUUCUUCCUGUUGCUGCUUGACCCGGUGGGUGGCGAUGUAGAAACAGUGGGCUCGGAACAGGCCGGAGGAGGAGGAGGAGGAGGAGGAGGAGGAGGAGGAGGAGGAGGAGGAGGAGGAGGAGGAGGAGGAGGAGGAGGAGGGCCGGUGUGGAGGGAGGAGGCCGAGGCAGGCCCGGGGCCCGAGCGGCGGCGCGAGAGCGGCGCGAACCCCGCGGGGCGGCCCGAGCCGGGCCCCCGCUGCCUGUCGGCCGUCCCGGCUGCGUCGCCGCUCCCCGCGGCGGGCCCGGGCGCGGGCCCCGCGGCGGCCUUCGCGGGCACCAUCACUAUCCACAACCAGGACUUGCUGCUGCGCUUCGAGAACGGCGUCCUCACCCUGACCACGCCCCCGCUGCCGGCCUGGGAGCCGGGGGUCGCGCCUUUCCCGCAGCCGCCGCCGCCGCCGCCGGGGGGACUGAUCGCCCCGCAGGCCGGGUUUCCGCCCGCCGCCGCGGCGCAGCUGGGCGACUGCCCCGAGCUGCCACCGGACCUCCUGCUGGCGGAGCCGGCGGAACCCGCGCCCGCCCCGGCGCCUCCGGAGGAGGAGGCCGAGGCCCCGGCCGCCGCCCAGAGCCCCCGCGGGCCUCUGGUCCCGGGCCCGGGCGUGGUGCUGUACCUGUGCCCGGAGGCGCAGUGCGGACAGACCUUCGCCAAGAAGCACCAGCUGAAGGUGCACCUGCUGACACACAGCAGCAGCCAGGGCCAGCGGCCCUUCAAGUGCCCCCUGAGCGGCUGCGGCUGGACCUUCACCACGUCUUACAAGCUCAAGAGACACCUGCAGUCGCACGACAAGCUGCGGCCAUUUGGCUGCCCGGUGGAGGGCUGUGGCAAGAGCUUCACCACCGUGUACAACCUCAAGGCGCACAUGAAGGGGCACGAGCAGGAGAACUCCUUCAAGUGCGAGGUGUGCGAGGAGAGCUUCCCCACGCAGGCCAAGCUCAGCACCCACCAGCGCAGCCACUUCGAGCCCGAGAGGCCUUACCAGUGUGCGUUCUCUGGCUGCAAGAAGACGUUCAUUACUGUGAGUGCCCUGUUUUCUCAUAACCGCGCCCAUUUCAGGGAACAGGAACUCUUUGCCUGCUCUUUCCCUGGCUGCAGCAAGCAGUAUGACAAGGCUUGCAGGCUCAAGAUUCACCUGCGCAGCCACACGGGAGAGAGACCUUUCCUUUGUGACUUUGACGGCUGUGGCUGGAACUUCACCAGCAUGUCCAAGCUCUUAAGACACAAGAGGAAGCACGACGACGACCGCAGGUUCACCUGUCCCGUGGAGGGCUGUGGCAAGUCCUUCACCAGGGCCGAACACCUGAAAGGCCACAGCAUCACCCACCUGGGCACGAAGCCUUUCGUGUGCCCCGUGGAAGGCUGCUGUGCCAGGUUCUCCGCCCGGAGCAGUCUCUACAUCCACUCCAAGAAGCACCUGCAGGACGUGGGCACUUGGAAAAACCGUUGCCCCGUCUCCACCUGUAACAAACUCUUCACGUCCAAGCACAGCAUGAAGACCCACAUGGCCAAGAGGCACAACCUCAGCCAGGACCUCUUGGCCCAGCUGGAAGCCGCCAACUCCCUGACGCCCAGCAGCGAGCUCACCAGCCAGGGGCAGAACGAUCUCAGUGGUGCAGAGCUGGUGUCUCUCUUCUCCGAUGUGCCUGGCCACAGUUCUGCUGCGGUGCUGGACACGGCCUUGGUCAAUUCUGGGAUCUUGACUAUUGACGUGGCCUCUGUGAACUCGACUCUCGCGGGAGGUCUCCCUGCCGAUGAUAAUAACCAUUCCUUAGGGCAAGCGGUGGACCCCCGGGCCCUGAGGGCCCCCAGUGACCUUCCCCAGAGUCUGGAUACCUCUCUCUUCUUCGGAACCUCGGUGACUGGUUAUCAGCAGAGCCCCUUAGACAUGGACGAUGUCUCCGCCGGAAACGUGGGGCUCUUUGGCUCCUUGGCUCUGAAAAACUCAAGCCUGGAGCCCCAGGUUUUGACGCCCAGCAAUAAGUUAACCGUGGACACGGAAGCUCUGACCCCCUCCAGCACCCUCUGUGAAAACAGUGUCUCCGAACUACUGACCCCUGCCAAAGCCGAUUGGAACGUGCAUCCCGAGGCUGACUUCUUUGGGCACGAGGAAGAAACCCAGUUUGGAUUCUCCAAUCCAACAGGAAGCCAUGGUUCUCAGAAAGAAACAGAUCUGAUCACGGUGACUGGCGCCCCCUUUUUGGUAUGAACCCACUCUGCCUGUGCCCUGCCUUGUGGCUCACUUUUAUGACGCUCCAAUCUGAGGAUGUUCGGGAUGGAGUGCUUACGUGCAGUCGUUUCUUGCUGCCUCGCGAAGGAACGCGUCUGUGGACUUCAAAUUUAGAGAUUUAAAUUCUCAUCCCGAGUCUGGAACUGAUGAGUUCUGUGACCGUGAGCAAGUCUCUUAACCUAGCUGAGCCUUAAUUUUUUUUUUUUUUUUACGUAUAAAGGUGGUGAUUUGGUUAGAUUUCUUCUCUCUUUUCAGCUCUUUAGAUUCUUGAUAUUAAGUGUUUUCUUCCUUGAAAUUUAUUGUGACACCCCAACAACGAUAUGCUCUUAUUUUGUAUAUAAAGUAAUUUAAGUUGUGUGAUGGUGAAUACAUACUUUGCACUUGACCUCAUCAGUUGUAAUUCCAUGAAUCAUCUUAUUUGUCGUUGUUCUCUUCCCUUUUUUAGUACUAUUUUUGAAGGAGCACCAGAUAUUAGUUAGUAAUAAAUAUUCAGUACAGAUCUUCAGAAUGCAUUGGUCUUUAGAAAAAAAAUUAUUAUAAUAAUUUUUUGUAUUAAUUAAAAUCCGUGUUUUCAACUUCAUAUUGUCAUAUAAAUGCUACCUGGUUUAAUUAUCUUUAAUGUUCUGAAGGUUAUUUUAAUCUCUAUGUUCCAUUUCCCCCCUUAAGAAUUUAUUCCUUGAAAGUAAUUAUUUUUUGAGUAGAAUCUGCCACAUCCCGUCUUAUUUUUGAUGAUUGUGUCCUUGUUUCACUGGAUUUUCUCAAUUUUGUAAUGAUAUUGAUCAUAUUCAAAUAUUAUUUUUGCAUGGAUGUUUUAUAGGUUGCCCUGUGUUCUUUUAUUAAUUUCCUUAUACUGUCUCCCUUUCCUUUCAUGAUACUGAGAGCCUUUGCUGAUCAAGACAUUUGUUUGUGAUUCCUUUUGCUUCUGAUAUGUUGAAUUGUUCUUGUACAAUCGCUAACACUUAGGGGAGAAGGAAAUGUUGUUUAGAACACUUAGGAAAGUUUAUAAUAGAAAUAUUAUUCAGUGCCGGCAUAUUUUCUUAAAUGAUGUUAAAACUAACAAGACAAAAUAGCAAAGAGAAUUGUGUUUCCUGUUGUCAUUGUUGAUAUUUCUGACAUCUUUUGGGGGUAGUAGGGAGGCUGUGUUUUAAAAUUGCCAUCUAGGACUUUGACAUGAAAGAGACUCAGGGUCCAGUCCAUGCUCUGUGGUGUUGGAGAGGUUGUCUUGAAGAUAUUAGUCUUACUAAAUCUCAGUUUCCUGUUUACUGAUUAAUGUGUAUGCACAUGACUAACAUUCCUUAGACUAUUUUUUCAUACUGUUUUCAACACAUAAGAAAAAGCAUGUAUUUCAGCAUAUUUUGAUGACUUUAUAUGCUCUUUUUACAGUCUCAGUUUUUCAUGUUGUUCUGGAAAAUUGACAUAAUUCAGCCCUAUUGGUAUUCAAGAUAACAAAGUGUUGUGAGGUUUAGAAUGAAACAGGAAAGGGUCUCUUUAUUCCUUACUCUCAAUAAUUUUCUCUCCCAAAUUGUUGUGUGAAAAAACAGGAGUGGAAACACUGCUCACAUGGUUAUUUCCAUACCUCUCCAUUUGAUCAGUCUGUCAACAUCCUUGUUCUGUUUCUAGCAUCAGGCUUCUCUCUGUGACUGUGGAGCUUUGAGUCUUUCAAAAUCUGAUUAAGGAGCAUAGGGUGAUCACAUCCUUUGUGAUCUGAAGAGAGCAUUGCUUAUAGUUUUCCAGAAUUAAAAGAAAUGAAAGAUGGAAUCUCAAUAUUGUGUAAACUCUGUACAGAGAGUAUAGCAUUUUUAGUUUGUGGAAUGUUUUCAUAACUUAUGUCUUUCAUUUUUGUUCAGAGCAACUCUGUGAAGAAGGUUUAGCAAAGUCUGUGCAUGUUUCAUAUUAUGAUUCAGCCAACUCACAUUCCAACUGCUUUUGGCUAUGACUGACAAUUCUAUAUAUAGCUUCACAAAAGAAGAAAUGUUUUUCACCUCUCCUGUCUGCAACUUUCAAGAUUCACUCUCCUCUGUCAUAACUGGUUGCUUUGUUCCAACUUAAUUGGUUUCUGUUGGCUUCUGCUUACUUUUUCUAUAGUCUAAUUCCUUGCCUAUGCAUCCUAGUCCUUACAUACCUUUCUUUUUUGUUUGUUAGAGGAUAGAUAUUUUUCCUGUGACCUGUCCCUUCAACAUUUUCCUCAUGGCACAUUUUCUUCCAGUGCCAGCAUUCAUUGAGUGUGUAUUAUAGUUCUGUGUGUACAGUAAAAAGCUAUUUUCUGAGCUUAAAUAAUAAUGUGUGUAUAUAUGAUUCAAAGCAUAAAGGAGAUUAUUUUUUAUGCUGUUCAAAUGAGAAGUGAAUUUCUGUUUCAUUGUUUCUAUUUAAAAAGUUUUUGCCAGGGAGUUCUGCUAAUACUUUCUUAUCUGUUCUAGUGUACUAGUCUAGUAGCAUUUGCAUGUAGAUGUCUAUGGAUGACAGACUUUGGAAAUGCACUAAAAAUUUGCCACUAUGAAAUGUUUCUUUGUUGUGUGUAUGUUGGUAUUUAUACACACCCACAGAUACUCACAAAUAUUUUAAAAAUGGUUGUACUCAUUUAGUGAAAAUGAAAAGUAGACAUACUUUUAUAAAUCAAAGAAAUGCUUAGAAUUUUAUUUUGUCUACCCAUUUGACAGCUUUCCAUGUUUGCGUUGGAACUAUUUGUAUUCAUAAACUAUAUUUCAAAAGUGUUAUUCAUUUGAAAGUUUCUAAAUAGACCACUAUUUUUUUGUGUUUGGCAAAUAAGUCUGUCAAGGAUGAGCUGAAUACACAAGUCAUGAAAAUAAAUUUAUAAACAUGAAGGUAAAUUAAUGCUGUGAUUUUUAUUUAUUUAUUUAAUUCCUUAAAGUAACUUUUUUUUCCAAUAAGGAAGCAUAAACUAUAUUUUCCCUAUUUACUCCUAGAACUUUCAAAGGGCAAAUGCUACUUUUCUUAAAGAUAGCAGAUUUUAUUUGUCCAUGUCCUCACAAAGUUUCAUUGAACUAAGUUUUUCAAAUUCUUUCUAUUUAAACUUUUUUUAAAUAGCAAAAUGUUGAACAGCUUUGUGUUUUUAAGGUAAGAAGGCUACUUUCUGUUGCUGGUGGAAUAAAAUUGUCAGCACUCCUUUUUAAUAAUAGUGAAUGGUUAAUUUUAUCACUUUAUUUUCCUUUCCUUUUGCUUCUCUUUAAUUUUUGGUUUAUUUUGCUGACUGAAAAAUCAGUAACAAAAUAGCUUAAAAGGAAUUCUGUUUCUAAGGACUCUAUUGAUCAUAUUGAUCUUGAAGUAAAGUAUUUGGGCCUUUAGUUGAGGAUGUGGUGCAGUGGUAGAACAGUUGCCUAGCCAAUAUAAAGAAUUUGAUUUUAUCACCACAAAAAAUGUGUGUGUGUGUAUGUAUGUGUAUACCACAAAAGCACAUGUGCGUGUCUAUGUUUUUAUAUAGAUGUACUUUUGUGGGUCUUGUGUUUGUCAGUCAAUACAAUGAAAGAGUACUUGAGCAGUAACCAUGAAUCAUAGACUAUGAUAACAUUUCCUUUAUGUUCCUAUUGAGGAAACAGAUGUGGGUGCAAAUUGUAAGCUGGAUAUUGCACUGCACUUAUUUAAAAUUAACAAUUAUUUAUGCACAUAAAAUAUUGAUUCUUUGAACAGUAUAUAUAUAUAUAUAUAUAUAUAUAUAUAUAUAUAUAUAUAUAUAUAAAACUUUGAUCUUUAAGCAAAUCACAUUUGAUAGGUGGAGAUAGAAAAUUAAUGUAUUAUACAGUUACAGAGUAAAAACAAGUUUAAUUUGGUAUCAGAAUGAUGCAAAGGUGACAAAGAGUGAUGUGAAAUUUGUUAAGAACAGAUAUGAGAGCCUGUAAAUGUUUUAAUAGAGAAGCCAGUGAUAAUGAUGUCUUUAAUUUAAUAGUGGUUACAAUGAAGUGUGAAGCUAUGAGUGCUGUCAGUGAGUUUGAAAGAGAAGGCAAAUAUAUUAGAGAUAUUUUUGAGAUUUCCCUAGCACAUGAAGAGAGACUAUAAUUUAAUAUUUUAGCAAGACAGACAUAGAUGUUACUAUAGAAAGGCUGACAAGAGAAACUGGGAAUGGUAGCUCACAUUUCCUUGGGAAUUGUAAUAGAAUGAGAGGAGUAAGGAAGAGCAUGCAAGUUUGGUGUAUUUAAUUAAAUGACAAGUGAUGACACAGUUAUUCAUAAGCUGUCAAUAUUGUUGUUUAUUCCAACUGUGUAUAGCAGCAGAAGGCCACUUCCUCUUGGUUCCUUCAGGCAUUCUGUGAACUACCUACACGUAGUACAAGAGGUAUUUUCAUCAGAUCUGCGAUUGACUAGUAGGCAGUGAUUAGUCUUAAGGACUGUAAAGUACUUGAAUUUUAGCCAGUACAAUUGAGAAUUAAAUUCUUAAUUUAUUUUUAAGCUUUAAUUUGAAAACUGUGGCAAUGUAAAAUAUCGAUUUUCUGUUAUGACCAACUCUAUUGUUCUGGGAGGCUUACAUUUCACUUUGGCCAUGGGAAAUAUUUUCUUUUGUUCACUUUUCUUUUUAAAAGAAUUUUUACAUUCAGUCAUGAAAAAAAUUGAUAUCCAAAUUGAGAUAUAUUGUCAAUGUAAAAUAAAAACCAUAGUAUAAACAUUUAAAUAUUUUAUUACUGAUUACAUGAAUAAUAUUUUGACAUAUUUGUUUAAAAUACUAGAAUUAAUUUUCCAGUUUAUUUUUAUUAUUUAUAUUUGUUUUAAUUACUUGAUUUUUUUGAGACAGGGUUUCUCUGUGUAGCCCUAGCUGUCCUGGAACUUGCUCUGUAGACCAGGCUGGCCUCAAACUCAGAGAUCACCUGCCUCUGCCUCCCAAGUACUGGGAUUAAAGGCAGGUGCCACCACCUAGCUAAUUGCUUGAUUUUUUUUGUGAUAGGAUAUUGCUGUGUAGGAUAUUGCUGUGUAGUCCAGGCUAGUCUCAAAUUUGCUUCAACCAUUUAAGUUCUGAGAUUAUAGGCAUGUACCAAUACACAAAAUAUUUUUACUUUCUUAAUGUAGCUACUAGAAAAUGGAAAAUUAUGUAAAUAACUCUUGCCAUACCUGCAAAAAUAAAGUAAAAUAUAAAAUUAUACUGUAGGCUCUCCUUUUAGUAACUAUAUCAGUCUAGUUGUUACUUACCUCCCUCAGGCUGCUGUAUGUCAAAAUGAGGUAUUCUACCUCUCCUGUUUGUUUGAGGCUCUGUUUUUAAAAAAAUCAGUCAGUAGUUUACUUUAUGCUUAAGGUAAAUAAUGACAACAACAAAACCUUAGUGUGUUAUAAAGGACUGCAUUAUAAUGUGAAGGACAGUAUUUUGUCACUGAUUUCAGCAAUUACUUUAUUAGCAUAUAAAUAUUAUGUUUCCUUGCAGCAGUUUCCAAACAGAAUCUUUGUUGUUUCUUUUCCCCCAUUCCCAUUCUCUAAUGUGUAUUUUCAUACUUUUGUAUUUUCCCUCCUUCCCCAAACCCUGGUUGCAUCCUAUCUAGCUUCAUAAUCUAUACUCACUCUCAUACCUCCUUAUUUACAUACAUACAAGCAUCAAAAGUUAGGAUCUGCAAAUGAAAGAAUAUAUGAUUUUUUUUUUUUUUUUGGUUUUUCGAGACAGGGUUUCCCUGUGUAGCUUUGCGCCUUUCCUGGAACUCACUCGGUAGCCCAGGCUGGCCUUGAACUCACAGAGAUCCGCCUGGCUCUGCCUCCCGAGUGCUGGGAUUAAAGGCGUGCGCCACCACCGCCCGGCGAAUAUAUGAUUUUUUAUAUGAGUCUUAGUCACCUUGCUUAAUAUAUUUUGCAAUUCUAUCCAUUUUCCUGCAAAACUUCAUGAUUCAACUUUAUCUGUAGGUGAAUAUAAUUCAAUUGUGUAUGAGCCAUGUUUUCAUUAUCUAUUUAUUAGUUGAAGGACAUCUAGGCUGUUUUAAUUUUCUUGCUACUUUGAAUAAUACAGCAAUAAACAUGCAUAUGCAGUCAUUCAAAGUAGGAUAUAGAGUUCUUUGAGAAUAUGCCUGGGAGUGCAUAUUCCUGGAUCAUAUGGUAGUUCAAUGUCUAGCUUUUUGUUGUUGUUGUUUGUUUGUGUUUUGGAGACAGGGUUUCAUUGUAUGACAGAUCUAGUUGUUCUGGAACUCAGAACAACUGAGUUUGUAGACCAGGCUGGCUUUGAACUCACAGAAAUCCACCUGACUCUGCCUCCUGAAUGCUAGGAUUAAAGGCAUGUGCCACCUUGCCUGGCUCUAUUAUAGCUUUUGGAAGAUCCUCCACACUGAUUUCUGUAGUGGCUGUACCAGUUUGUACUUCCACCAAUAAUGAAUAAGUGUUCCCCUUUCUCCACAUCCAUGCCAGCAUUGAUCAUCAUCAUUCUUUUUUUUUUUUAGCUUUAGCCAUUCUAAGAGUUAGAUGAAAUCUCUAGGUAGUUUUAAUUUGCAUUUACCUAUUGGCUAGGGAUGUGCAACAUUUAAAUAUAUAUAUUUCUCAGCUAUUUGUAUUUCUUCUUUUGAGAAUUCUCUGUUUAGUUCCAUGUCCUAAAUUUAAUUAGCUUGUUUCCUUGGUGUUCAGGAAUUUUUCUAAGAUUUAUUUAUAUAUUAUAGACAAUUUUCUGUCAAGUGUAUGACUUGUAAAGAUUUUUUUCUCCAAUAUGUAGACUGCCACUUCUUUUGAAUGAUAGUGUCUUUUGCCAUACAAAGCCUUCUUAUUUCCAUGCAGUCUCAUUUGUCAACUUUACUCUUAAUGCUUGUACUACCAUGGUCCUGUCUUGUUCUGAAAGUACAUUCCUGUGUCUAUGAGUUCCUUACUUUCGCCUCUUUCAGAUUGAGGGUAUCAGGUGUUAUGAUGAGCUCCUUGAUUUAUUUGGACUUGAGUUUUACAAGGGUGUGAGAUAAAGAUCUAGCUUCAUUCUUCUACAUGUUUGUAGUUUGACCAGUACCAUUUGUUGAAGAUGCUGUCUUUUCUCCAGUGUAUAUUAUUGUCCUCUUUCUCAAAAUUCAGAUGACCAUUGGAGCAUAGGUUUAUGGAUGAGUCCUCAAUUCUAUUUAUCUGUGUGUCUGUUUGUAUGCCAAUACUUUUAAGGUUUUAUUACUAUACCUCUGUAGUAUAAUAGAAAGCAGGGAUGGUAAUACUCUCAGUGGGGUUUUUAUUUAGGAUUAUUUCAAUUAUCCUGGGUCUUUUAUAUUUCCAUAUGAAUUUUGAAGUUACUUUUCCUUUCUGUGAAGAAAUGGAAAAGUUUUAGACUUUUGAUGGGGAUUGCAUCAAAUCUGUAUAUUGCUUUUGGUAGGAUAUCCAUUUUUACAAAAUAUAAUCCUACCAAUCCAUGAACAAGAGAGGUCUUCCAUCUUCUGAUGUCUUCUUCAGUGCCUUUAUGCAAUGCUUUAGAGUUUUUAAUUUAUAAACAUUUCAUUUGCUUGGUUAGAGUUAUUCCAAGAUAUUUUAUUUUACUUUAAUAUAUUUUAUUUUUGAGGCUAUUGUAAAAGGUAUUAUUUCCCUCAUUUCUUUUCAGUACAUUUGUCAUUUUUAUAUAGGAAGACUACUGAUUUUUGUGUGUUGAUUUUGUAUCCUAUUACUUUUGGCUGUAGAAUUUCAUGGUGGAGUCUUUGGGGCCUUUUAUGUAUAAAAUAAUCUCCAAACAAGAUUACUUUGACUUCUUCCUUUCCUAUUUGUAUCUUUGUUAUCUCCUCUUGUCUUAUUGCUGUAGCUGAGAGUUCAAGCAGUAUUUUGAACAGGUGUAGAGUGAGUGGAGAUCAUUAUCUUGUUCUUGACUUUGGUAAAAAUGGUAGGAGUGUUUUUCCAUUUGGCAUGAUGUAAACAGUGGGCUUGUAUACUGCUUUCAUUAUGUUGCGGUACAUCCCUGUAUCCCUAGACUCUCCAGUACUCAUGAAGGGAAGUUGAAUUUUUGUCAAAUGCCUCUUCUGCAUCUCCUGGUAUGAUCAUGUGAUUUCUGUCCUUUAUUCUGAUUAUGUGGUAGAUUACAUUUAUUGAUUUAUGCAUGUGGAACCAUCCUUUCCAUUUCUGGAAUGAAACUGAUUUUAAGUGGUGGGUGAUCUUUUUGAUGUUUUCUUGAAUUUAGUUUGUAUUUUAUUGAGAGUUUUUCAAUCUGUGUUCAUCAGGGACAUUGGCCUAUAACACUCUUUUUAUUAGGUUUUAAUCUACUUUAGCAUCAGAGUAAUACUGGUUUUGUAAAAUGAAUUCGGAAGUAUUUCUUGCUUUUCUAUUUUAUGGGAUAAUUUGAGCAGUUCGUUGAAGGUCUAUUAGAAUUCUGUGCUGAAUUCAUCUGGUCCUGGGUGUUUUUUAGUUUGGAGGUUUUUAAUUACUGCUUCUAUCUCAUUGGUUGUUAUGGCUGAGUUGCAAUUAUUUACUCUAUUUUGGUUUAACUUUGGUAGGGUAUAUGCAUCUAGAAAUUCAUCUACUUCUUUUAUAUUUUCCAGUUUAGUGAAGUACAACAUUUUAAAGUAUGUCCUUACGAUUCUAUGAAUUUUCAGAGUCUGCUGUAAUAUUUCCCUUUUCAUAUCUAAUUUUAUUAAUUUGUGUCUUAUUUGUUUCUUUUGGUAAAUUUGGCUCAAGCUUUUUUAAUCAAGUUUGUAGCAGGCUUUCUUGGACUGUCAGCCCCAAACCUUGACAGGGAGACAUUAUUAAUUGUGAACAUUUGCCCAUAGCUUAGGCAUAUUUCUAUCUAGCUUCUUAAACUUAAAUUAACCCAUUUCUAUUAAUCUGUGAGUUUCCCUGAGGCUAGUUUAUCUCAUCUACAUACUGUCCAUCCUGCUUCCUCCAUGUCUGGCUGACUGUGUCCUGGCUGACUGGCCUCCCUUUUUUCUCUGCCCACUAGCCCUGCCUGUCUAUCCUCUGUCUAGCUAUUGGCCAUUCAGCUUUUUAUUAGACCAGUCAGGUGCCUUAGGCAGGCAAGGUAAAACAGCAACACAUCUUUACAUAGUUUAACAAAUAUUCUGCAACACAAAUGUAACACAUCUUUACAUGGUUAAGCAAAUAUUCUAUUCCACAGCACAAGUUCAUCUUUACAAAGAACUCUUUGUUUCUUGAUUCUUUCUAGUUUAUUUUCAUAUCUAUUUGAUUAAUUUCAGCCCUGAUUUUGGUUUCUCUUCAUAUCUACUUUGUUGUUGUUCUUGUUUUUCCAAAUCUUCAGGUGCAUUAUUGUUAAUUUGAGGUUUCUAAUAUUUUCUUCAUGUAGAUAUUAUGCUAUAAACAUUCUGUUAGAACUGCUAUCAUUGCAUCCUAUAGAUUUGGGUAUUGUUGUUGGUUGUUUUUUACUCUUUUGGCUCUUUGGGGGGGGGGGCCAUCAACCAGCUCCCAAAUAAAUACAUGGAAUCUUAUUAUUUUUUAUGAAUGCCCAGCUUUAGCUUGACUUGUUUCUAGCCAGUUUUUCUUAAAUUAUCCCAUCUACCUUUUGCCUCUGGGCUUUUACCUUUCUCUAUUUCUGUGUAUCUUUUCUUUCACUCUUACUCGGUGGCUGCCUGUGGGGUUGGGUGGCCGGUGCCUGGAGUCUUCCUCCUUUUCUUGCUCCUUUUUCUCUCUUCUUGCUCCUCCUUAAUCUUCUUUGUCUCCUAUUUAUUCUCUCUGCCUGCCAGCCCCACCUAUCCUCUCUCCUUCAUAGCUGUUGCCAUUCAGCUCUUUAUUAGACCAAUCAGGUGUUUUAGACAGGCAAAGUAACACAGUUUCACAGAGUUAAACAAACGCAACAUAAAAGAAUGCAACACAUCUUUGCAUCAUUAAACAAAUAUUGCAUAGUAUAAACAAAUGUAACACAUUUUAAAAUAAUAUUCUACAACAUUUCCUGAUUUUUGUCUAAAUAAAAAUGAAAGGUUUUAACUUCAACAUAGCAAAACUAUAUACAACAAAACAGUUAACAAGUAAGAACUACAUUUACAUUAUUCAGUCCAUUUGUAUUUAACAAAUUCAGAGAAAACAUUCCACCAUCCAUCCCAUCCUAGUGACUCUGAAGUUUUACACCUAAUUUACUUUCUUUCAUAAUUAAGGAAAUCUGCAGCUAUAACUAUUUAGCCUUCAACUCCAUCAAAGACCCAGAAGGACAUAAUAUUAUCUAUAAACAGCAGUUUCCAAAACUCUAGAAAUGACAGAGACAUCUGACUGCCUGGACAGUCACCCAAAGAUCCUCUGCAAUGUUGGGGUAUCCAUCUUCAGUCUACAGGCCCAGAGUAUCUGGCAGACUUUUUAGUGAAACAUGAAAUUUGAAGGACUAUGCUGCCUUGUAUUGGCAAAGUUCACUAGUCACUGUCCUCUGUGUCCUGCAGACUAUCUGGCAAACUCUUCUGUGAAGCAGGAAAUUUGAAGGACUGUCCUGCCUUGUAUUGGCAAAUUUUGUCAGUUGCUUUCCUCUGUGUCCUGCAGAAUGUCUGGCAGACACUUCCAUGAAGCAGGAACCCUGAAGGACCAUCCCACCUUGUUUUGGCAAAGUUCAGCAGUCACUUUCCUGUGGGUCCUGCAUGUCCAGUCUGUAUACCACAUUAUCAGCCAUCAAAGGCAAGAGCAGUUUCUUUGCCCAAAUGGCUAAUCUUGCCUCCUUGAAAGCAAACUCCUAUGGAGUUUCUUCAAUGCCUAUCAUUUUUCUCUGAUGUAAAUUGGUGCUGCCAGGAGCAGAUGUGUCUCAUUGUCAUGAAAAACAUUAUGUUAACAAAACAUUUUAAAUGCCAUAUUCUGUAGGUUUCUAAAGUGUUUGAAGACCAUAUAUCUAUAUGAAUAUAUCUCUAUAUGAUCUUGAAAACACACCUAAUAUAUCUACAAAUUUGAUUGUUAUAAAUGACUAACUACUAACCUGUGCUUCUUGAUUAUCCUAAAUAGUUUAUAAUAAUAGCUUUCAAAAACGAGAAUUUUGGGGUUGGGGAUUUAGCUCAGUGGUAGAGCGCUUGCCUAGCAAGUGCAAGGCCCUGGGUUCGGUCCUCAGCUCUGGAAAAAAAAACCUAGAAUUUUACCUUACAUUUUUAAAUGAACUGCAUAGGUACAAUAUCUUAAACAAGAGUAGAAACAUAUUUACAGUGUUAUGAAAAUAACUUUAAAUUUGUAUCAAUAUACUGUAUUCUUCUAAAUGGUAACAAACAUCCAUAACCCACCAAAUAACCAAAGACCACCCACACACUCCAACUCUUGGGAAUGUGGGCAUCAUUUUCUCUAGACUGCUUCAUGUUGUUUGUGGGCAAAGGCAUUGUUAAGGGUCCCUGAGAAAAUUUGAGAUAAUGGCCAUGUCCUGGGAAGACCAGGUAUAAACUUUCUUGAUAGAUUUGUCUGUCAAGUUUCAGAAGAUCUCCUUUGAUCUAACCCAAUCCAUAUUAACGUAGGACGAAUUCAUAGCCUCUUGUUUUCUAUAGAAACAAAAACAAAACCACGUCUCUAAAGCAUUUUUAACUUCUAUUUGACAAAUACAUUUUUGACUUCUCUUUUAAAGUUAAGGCAUUCCUAAAGUAUCUAGGUUGGUUCAACUUAGCAUUCCAGUUUAUAAUCCCAUUUCUCCUAGCAACUGUCUUUUGCCUAUCAGUAUUAAAAAAAAAAAUUCAAAAUCAACACAAUAACGCACAGGAUCCAGAUUCCUUGUGUAUUUCCAUUGUUAAGUGGCUUACUCUUUUUAAAUUACUCUUUAAAGACUUUAUUAUUUUUAAAUGAUUUCUUUCUUUGUAUGACUGUCCAUACCCCUUUUCUUUCUUUCUUAAGAUUACACACAUUGCAAAACACACUGGAACCUGUUUAGAGAUUUUUCCAUCUGGACCUCUUUUACUGGGUAUCUUUUAGCUUUUUUUUGACUGUGUGAGCAAACUUUAAACCACUAUGCUACAACUGGGUCUUUUGCAUGUAGUUCUAUUGUCUGGCUCCACCUGCUUCUUGGUUCUUGAAACCUGGUCAGAGGUGCAUUACCAGGAACUGCAUUCAACCUUCCUAUAGCUCUAGAAUGCCAAUGCUUGCACUGAAACAGAUGUUUAUACUUAUUUUUGUUCCUACCUAGAGUGCUGACCUUUGAAGUGAGAAGUCUGAAAUGGCACUAUUGUUUUUCCUGAACUUUGAGAAGAGGCAAUCAGACAACUUCAGUAUGGCUCAACUGAGAAGCCCUUGCUGAGUAAAAAAAUGUAGCAUAUUUUAAAAUAAUAUUCUACAACAGGGUAUGCUGUGUUUUAAUUUUCAUCCAUUUCCAGGAAUUUUUAAAUUUCAUUCUUCAUUUUUUCCUCAACCUAAUUCUCAUUCAGCAACGUAUUUCAUAGUCUUUAUAAGUUUGUGUACUCUCUGUCGUUCCUCUUGUUGUUGAUACCUAGCUUUAUUCCAUUAUGGUCAGAUAGAAUCAGGAUGUUAUCCCAGUUUUCCUGUACUUGUUGAGACUUGCUUUGUGUCCUAAUACAUGAUUAGUUUUGGAGAAAGUUUCAUAAGUUUCUGUGAAGAAUAUGUAUUCUUUACUGUUUCAGUGGAAUGUUCUGUAGAUAUAUUAGGCCCAUAUGAGUAAUGGUAUCAUGCAACUCUAGUGUUUGUUGAUGUAGCUUUUGCCAGAUAUCCUGUCCAUUGGUGAGAGUAGAGUAUUGAAGUCACCCAUAUAUCCCAUGUUGAGCUUAUUUGUGGUUUUAGAUAUAAUAUUACUUCUUUUAUAAAAUAAGGUACACCUGUUUAGGUGCAUGUAUAUUGGUAAUUAUAAUAGCUUCUUGGUGGAUUGUUCCUCUGAUGAGUAUGAAGUAUCUUCCUUGCCCUUUUUGACUAAUUUAAGUUUGAAGUCUGUUUUGUCAACAAUUAGAAUUGCUACACCUGUUUGUAUAUUACCUUCAUUUGCUUGAAGUACCCUUUUCCAUCAUUCUAUGCUAAGGUUAUGUCUUUGAUGGUAAAAUGUAUUUCUUUGAGGCAGAGAAAAACUAGAUCAUGUUUUCUAAUCCAGUUUUCUAAUCUGUGUCUUUAUUGGGGAAUUGAGUCCACUAAUAUUUAGAAUUGUUGUUGAAAGAUGUGUAUACUUGUCAUUAAACUGAUUUUGUGGUGAUUCUUUGACCUUUUUUGUUCUAUUGUCCUGGUGUUAUUUAUUUUUCAUUGGUUGUGUUUAUUCUUCUUUUUUGACUGAAAUAGUCCCUUCAAUAUCCUCCAUAGAGUUGGCUUAGUGGUCAUAAAUUCUUUUAAUUUGUUCUUGUGGAAAUUUUUAUUUCUCUAUGAAUUUUCAUAGUUUUGCUGGAUGUAAUAUUCUGGAUUGACAGUUGUGUUCUUUCAGAACUUGAAACACUUUUCCCAUGCCUUUCUGACUUUGAAAUUUCUGUCAGAAAAUCAGGAGUAAUUCUGGUGGGCCUGCCGUUAUAAGUGACUUGACCUUUUCCUCUUGAAGUUUUAUUUUUCUUUAUUCUGCUUUUAAUAUUCUAUUAUAAUAUAUUGUGGAGAGUGUCUUUCCUGGUCAUAUCUGUUUGGUGUUUUGGAAGCACCAGUAUGCACAUUUCUUUUUCUAACUGUGAACAUUUUGAUAACGUGAUUUUACUGAAAAUAGAGUCUAUGUCAUAAUUAUCCUUUUCUCAUGCCUAUAAUCUGAAAGUUAGGUCUUUUCAUGGUAUUCAAGAGUUUUCCCUUCUUCUGUUCAUGGGAGGUUUUGUUUGUUUACCUGUAAAACAUCACUAAAUUUUAAAGUGAUAUAGUUUCUCUACUUUGUCUUCCAGCUUUGAUUCUUCCCAUGGUCCAUUCUAUUGGUGAGAUCUGGAACUGAGGCUUUUAUUUGGCUUAUGUAGUUUUUCACAUUUGGCAAUAUUUCAGUUUAGUUUUUCUUCAGUAAUUCUGUAUCUUUUUGAAUUCUGUUUUCAUAUCGUGUAUUAGCUUCCUUACUUCAUUUAUCUCUGACUUUUUACUGUGAGUUUUCUGAAACCAGUUUUCAUUGUCUUUUGAAUUUCUUGUCUGCCAGUUCUUCAAGGCCAUUCUCCUUGAUUUCCAUUAUUAUGGGACUAAUAAUUUUUGGAGGACACAUGUCUUGGAUUUUUAUGAGGAUUUUUUUUUCUAUUUUUGUGCCAAGAUUUGUGCAUUUGGAGUUAGUUGGUUGAAUGAGAAUGUGGGCCUGGGGAUGACUGUCUGGGGAGUGUUUGCCAAUCAGCACCAGGAGCUGGAGAAACUGUGCAAGUGGGCAGGGUAAUCAGGGUUCAAGAUACUUUAUUGGAACUUAAAUUUAUUUUAUUGAUCCAGUACAUAAAUGAAUAAAAUUUGUUUAUUGCUCUAGGGACUGGAGCAACAAGGGAAGUGUAGGCAGAGUAGUUGAGGCCUGGCUUUCCCUUGUCUCUCAUGCAGAGCUGGGCAAAUUGGGAGGUUCAUGUUGAAUGAUUGGGGUCUGGUGGGUUCUUAUUUCUAUAUGGUAGGACCUAGGAAGAUUAGGAAGUAUAUUUUUAAAAGAUUAUAAAAUUAGCUGGGCGGUGGUGGCACACACCUUUAAUCCCAGCACUCAGGAGGCAGAGGCAGGUGGAUCUCUGUGAGUUGGAGGGCAACAUGAUCUAUAGAGUGAGUUCAAGGACAGGCACCAAAACUACACAGAAAAACCUUGUCUCAAAGAACAAAAGAAAGAUUAUAAAAUUAUUUGUGUGUGUGUGUGUGUGUGUGUGUGUGUGUGUGUGUGUGUGUGAGUGAGAGAGAGAGAGAGAGAGAGAGAGAGAGAGAGAGAAACCAUUACAUCAUCUUGAUCAGUUGGUUGUUUGAUUAGUGUUCAGAGACCUUUAUUUCUUCUGAGUAAUUUUACUGUGUAGUCGACUUUGUCACAUAUGUGUAUUGCUAAUCCUGAUUGUCUCCACAAUGCAACUGCUUGGCGUAUCUCUUUCCAUGUUUUUUGUUUUUGGCUUUUCUUUUACUCUAGCUCCACAUUGGAAUGCCACAAUGUUGUUUGUUUUUGCUCUUUUGGGUGGCCCACCACCCAGCUCCCAAAUAAAUCACACAUGGAGGCUUAUUCUUAAUUAUAAAUGACCAGCUUUAGCUUGGCUUAUUUCUAGCCAGCUUUUCUUAUCUUAAAUUAUUCCAUCUGCCUUUUGUCUCUGGGAUUUUUCCUUUUCUUACUUCUGUAUAUCUUACUUCCACUCUUACUCCGUGGCUGGCUGGGUGGCUGGGUGGCUGGCCACUAGCAUCUUCCCCUCCUUGUUCUUUUGCUUUCUUUUUCUCCCAGAUUUCUCCUUCUAUCUAGUCUCCACCUGCCAGCCCUGCUCCACUGUUGACCAUUCAGCUCUUUAUUAGACCAUCAGGUGUUUAGACAGGCAGAGUAACACAGCUUCACAGAGUUAAACAAAUGUAAAAUAAAAGAACUUGCAACAAAUCUUUGCAUCAUUAAAGAAAUUUUCCACAGCAUAAACAAAUCUAACAACCCUAAAAUAAUAUUCUACAAAGUUUUUGCUUUCAUUCUGUGUCUUUGACAAUGUGGUGUGUAUUGUGGGUAGCCAUUCCACCUUUGACCUGGAAGUACUACCCCCAUUGCGGCUUCGGUAACUGUCACACCUACAAGGUGGAGCCAAGACAGGACCCCUAAAGACCCGAGAUCCGGAUGUGCCAGCUCUCUUGGUUCCUGAAUCCUGGACGCUGGAGGUAGACCAAGCAGAGUUCUCCAGAGAACACCGCUGGACUGCGCUACACCUUUCCCAGACCUUGUAACCUAUCCCUUCACUUGUAAGUUACCCCACAAAAUAAACCUCCCUUUUAACUACGUAGAGUUGCCUUAAUAUUUAAAUCAAUAGUAGUGUCUCUUGCCAUUUAAUCCAAUCAGCUAGUGUGUAUCUCUUAGUUGUAAAACUGACAGAACUAACUUUGGGGGUUAUUACUGAAACAUAUUCACUGAUUCUUGUAAUUUUGUUCAUUGUUUACAUGGUUCAAAUCUUUUCUUUCUCCCUUUUUUUUAUUUUAGGAGCUUGGUUGCUGUCUUGAACAUGUUUGAUUUUUUUUUGUUGUUGUUCUUGUUUACUCCUUUCAUAAAGUUUAUUCUUUCUUGAGCACCUUUACUUGCAACUGUCUUUCUCCUCUGUGUGUAUAAUUCCUUUAAGUAUCUAACAUACUGGGUGAGUGGUCAUAAAUUGCUUUACUUUGUACCUAUCUUGGGUGGUAUUUAUUUCACCACUGGUUUUAAAAUAUAACUCUUCUGGGAGCUCAGGAAAGGGUAGUAACUGUGUCCAAAACAUAUUGUAUGAAUUUCUUAAACAAUUAGUAAACAAAAAUUCUCAAAAAGAUAAUUCACCUGAAUAUAGUAAUCCUGUUGGACAUUUAUUUACUUGCACAGCUUAGAUUACAUUAUUUAUUACUGUUCUGGAUUUUUGGUAUUUCUACCAAGAUAAUGUUAUUCUAAUGAGUUUCCCUUUGUAUGUAAGCUGACAGUUUUCUUUUGUAUCUUUUAAUAUUGUUUUUUGUGCUUUUAGUGUUUUAACAAUGUAACAGAGAGGUUUGUAGCAGGCUUUCUCAGACUGCCAGCUCCCAAAUAAUGACAUGAAGACUUAUUAUUAGUUAUGAAUGCUCAGCCUUAUCUUAUGUUUGUCCCAUUAGCUCUUAUAAUUUAAUUUAACCUGUUUCUCUUCAUCUAUGUUUUGCCUUGGGGCUUUUUACCUUUCUUUCAUUCUCUGUGUCCUACUUUUCCUGCUUCUUCCAUGUCUGGCUGGCUGAUGGCUGCCUGGCUCACUGGCCCUGGGCAUCUCCCUCUUUUUCUCUCUCAUUCUCUCUUCUCGAGCCUAGAUUCCUCCUCCUACUUAUUCUCUCUGACCACCAGUCCCACCUAUCCCUCUCCUGCCUAGCUAUUUGCCAUUCAGCUUUUUAUAAGGCCAAUCAGGUGCCUUAGGCAGGCAAAGCAACACAUCUUUACAUUGUUAAACAAAUGCAGCAUAAAUGAAAGCAACAUCUCUUCACAUCAUUAAACUAAUGCAGCAUAAGCAAAUGUAACACACCUUUACAUAGUUAAAGUAAUUUUCCACUUUAAGUGGUGUAAAUGCCUCCAGUACUUGUAUCCAUAUCAUUCUCUGUCUUUUAGAAAAAUUUAUGGUAUAGUUUCACUGAAUAGACUUUUUGUGCCUUUUGUUUGCUUCUCAGCUCCCUUUACUCCUUGAAUUGUUAGGUUUGUCUAUUCUGCAUGUCUUAAAGCUUUUGAAAGUGACAAUCCAUAGUCCUAGUGUCUCCAACAUUCUUAUGUCUCCCUGGCAACUUAGACUUUACCUUCACAUUUUCAUGUAAUGGUAUUAAGUCUUCUCUGCAGGGACCCCAACCCUAUUGAGGCAGCAUGAGCAGCUGUAGCCUGCACAGGUCUGCACCAGCUCCUCUGCAUAUAUAUUAUGGCUUCCAGUUUAGUGUUUCUAUGGGAUUCCUGAGUAUGUGAAUGAGUGGGUCUCUAAUCCUUGUGCCUUCUCUUGGGCUCUUUUCCUCCUUUGGUUUGUCUUGUCCAAUUUCAGUGUGAUGGUUUUUGUUUUAUUUUUAUUAUACUUCAUUUUGUUAUAUUUUAGUCUUAUCUCUUAGACGCCUGUUCUUAACUAAUGAUAGACAGAAAGGGAGUGGAUCUGGAGAGGAGGGGAGGUAGGAAGGAACUGGGAAGUGUUGUGGAAUAUUAUUUUAAGAUGUGUUACAUUUGCUUAUGCUGUGGAACAUUUGUUUAAUGAUGCAAAGAUGUGUUGCAUUCUUUUAUGUUGCAUUUGUUUAACUCUGUGAAGCUGUGUUACUGUGCCUGUCUAAAACACCUAAUGGUCUAAUAAAGAUCUGAAUGGACAAUAGCGAGGCAGGAAAAGGAUAGGUGGGACUGGCAGGCAGAGAGAAGAAAUAGAAAGAGAAAUCUGGGAAGGAAAAGAUCGAGGAGAAAAGAAGAGGACCAGCCAUCCAGCCACACAACCAGACAUGGAAUAAGAAGGAAAGAAAAGAUACACAGGAAUAGAGAAAUGUAAAGGCCCAGAGGCAAAAAGUAGACAGGAUAAUUUAAGAAAAGCUGGCUAGAGACAAGCCAAAUUAAGGCCGGGCAUUCAUAAAUAAGAAUAAGCCUCCAUGUGUGGAUUUAUUGGGGAGCUGGGUGGCAGGCCCCUCAAAGAGUCAAAGAAUAAAAAUAAAAACCAACAACAGGGAAAGGUAGAGAGAGGGAAAAUCAUAGUCAGGAUAUAUUAUGUGAGAAAAUCUAUUUUCAAGAAAAGAAAAGAAAACAAAACAAAAAAGAACCAACAAUUCUCCAAACUACAGUUUCAUCUGAGCAAAUCUAUUAAAAUGUAAAUAUUUUUUCUGUGCUAAAAAAAGAAAGCAUCAUGGUCCAAUUUUUUUAUAAGAUGUGUUAGAUAGAUUUAUAGCUUAUCAAAGAAUAGGGAUAAACAGGAGGUGUGGACCCCUGUCUUCAAUAGAAGCUGGUGCUUGUUUGCCCAGGUGCUUUAAGUAUAUCUUAAGGUUAAAAAAUUAGACAGCUCCAUUACAUGACUGAACCCAUGUAUCAGGAUGCAGAAGGCAAUCGUGAAACACAGGUAUAUGGUAAAAUUGGGGUGAGGGCUAUGCUAGAGAAUCAUGAAUGUUAUAACUCUCCAAAGUACCCAGCCAGAGGAGAAGUAAGGAUAUGAAAUUAAAAUUAUGAUUAUUAAAAAUACUGUUCUAUACCAAAUUGGCAAAAGUCCCAAGCAGGAUAGCUUUCUGGCUCUGUCAUGGUUACUGCUCACUGUUCUUAUUCAGGUCUACAAUGAGAAAGAAACUAAUAUAGCAGAAAAACAUGCAAAAUGUGCCAUUUGACAGAAAUCGUUCAAUGUUGUAGAUAAAGUGAAUGCUGAGAAGGCAGAGGUAGUUGUAACAGAAAUGAAUGUCAUUAAAGAGAAGUCGAGCACUUUACACUGGAACAACAGCCACAGUGGUCUAGAGCAAGACUGUCUAUCAAACCAGCCUUUCAUUUCCUUUCUUUUGUUUGGGCUGUUCCUUGUUUGGCUGAGACGAAAAAGAAAUUGUCUUGAUUUCAUUGCUUGUCGUCCUUUGAAUUAGUUAUUAUGGAGUAAGGGUCUUGUUUCUCACAAACACUUACACAUACAUGUUUGUUGUUGCAUUAUUCACAUUAGCAAGAAAUAGAAUUAGCCUAGUUCUUCACAAACAGAUGAAUGGAUAAUGAAAAUGUGAUCAUAUUAUACAAUGGAAUUUUAUUCAACCAUAAAUCAAGGUGAAAUUGUGAAAUUUGCAGAAAAAUGGAUGGAAUAGUAAAAUAUUAUAUAAGGUAACAUGCUCAGAAAUAUAAAUACUGCAUGCCCUUUCAUAUGUGUGCAUACUAGCUUUUAACUUUCAUUUGUGUGUAUUUAUGUGAGAGUAUGUAUAUGUAGAGUCCAGAAAACUAUAAUGGAGACUAUGAGAGGGGCAAGAAGAAGCUUUAUUGAAUGUUGUGAGGAUGAUAAUAGAGCACACACUAAAAGUGGAAGAGGGAAUAUUAGGGGAGGGAGUAUAGCCGGCUGGGGGCUGGCAGGAAGAUCAAGAGAGGAGAGUGGGUGAGAGUGAGGGUCAACCCAAACUAGUUACCUAUGAAAAUCCCAUAAGAGAACCUGUUACAUUGUAUUCUAAUUAGAAAUUAAAUUAAAAUUUUAGAAAUAUUGUCA